AUGCUGCUGGAUGUUCUGAAUACGACGUUGCGUACGCCGCUGCUGUGCAAGGACCUGACCACAGCGGUAGUGAGCAAGAUGGAGCGCCACAUGGGGGGGGUGGGCAAGGAGGCGUCGAUUGCCACCUUCCUCGAUCCGCGCCUCGAGACUGCACCCUUCAGGCCCAGGGCCCAGAGGGCGCAGAGUAGCGCGCCCAUUGUGGUGGAGGCGGGGGGCCAUGCCAGGGGGGCCCGGGCACUCAACCUGGGCUCAGUGCCCAAAGGGCGCAGAGUAGCGCGCCCAUUGUGGUGGAGGCAGGGGGCCAUGCCAGGGGGGGCCCGGGCACUCAACCUGGGUGAGGAGAGGGUGAAGGCACUGGCUAUGCUGUUUGCUGAGCUGGCAGAGAUGGAGGCAGAGGAGGGGGUGCAGGCACAGGACGAGGUGGACCAGUACUUGGCUGAGGCGAGGAAGGAAGGCGCAGAACCCUCCCCCUCCGCCUCCUUCUCGCAAUCAGCCAUGUCACGCUCCUCGUCUUCAGCCCUCUCCACCCUCUCCCCCACCCCAUCAACAACCGGGUCAUACGGGCACUCGCUGCCAUCACCCGAGCCGGAUCCCUCCUACUCGUUAUCCCCCCCUCAUUCUCACCCUCACCUUCCUCCCCACCCUCACCUUCCUCCCCACCCUCACCUUCCUCUCCACCCUAAACUUCUUCCUCUACCUCCAUCUCCUGCUCCACCUCCGCCCUUCCAAUUCCGUUACCUGAGGUAG
This is a messenger RNA of Closterium sp. Naga37s-1, 747 nucleotides long. NCBI's taxonomy places the organism in Eukaryota, Viridiplantae, Streptophyta, Zygnematophyceae, Desmidiales, Closteriaceae. The record is from the annotation of a GenBank genome assembly.